AAGUUUUGGAUUAAUUGACAACUCCAUCUUUAUCAUGAAUCACAUGGAUUCUUCUCUUUCCUUAAACCUCAAGGCUGUGUUGCAAUUAUAGAGGCUCUUUAUUCAUUUAGUUGUAUUUUCCUUCUAUAAAGGCUGGCACGCAUCAUUUAACAAUUAGUAUCAAAUUGAAAGUGAGAGAAAGAGAGAGAGUAUGAGAGCUAUGAGAUCCCUUUGCUUUGUCGCUACUGUGGCCUUGUGUCUUGCGCUGCUUGCACAAGUUAACGAUGCAAGAAAAGAUCCAGCGCAACAUGAGUCGAGGGUGAGUGUUACUGCCUAUGAGGAUGGUCACAAGUCCACGAGUGAGGAAUCUUCUGUAAAAGAUUUUGAGCCAAGACCCAAUUUCUUUCUAUAUAAUCAUGACAAUUCCAAUGUGGAUCAUGGUCACAAGCCCACGAGUGAGGAAUCUUCUGUAAAAGAUUUUGAGCCAAGACCCAAUCUCUUUUUAUAUAAUCAUGACAAUUCCAAUGUGGAUCAUGGUCACAAGCCCACGAGUGAGGAAUCUUCUGUAAAAGAUUUUGAGCCAAGAUCCAAUCUCUUUCUAUAUAAUCAUGACAAUUCCAAUGUGGAUCAUGGUCACAAGCCCACGAAUGAGGAAUCUUCUGUAAAAGAUUUUGAGCCAAGACCCAAUUUCUUUCUAUAUAAUCAUGACAAUUCCAAUGUGGAUCAUGGUCACAAGCCCACGAGUGAGGAAUCUUCUGUAAAAGAUUUUGAGCCAAGACCCAAUCUCUUUUUAUAUAAUCAUGACAAUUCCAAUGUGGAUCAUGGUCACAAGCCCACGAGUGAGGAAUCUUCUGUAAAAGAUUUUGAGCCAAGACCCAAUCUCUUUCUAUAUAAUCAUGACAAUUCCAAUGUGGAUCAUGGUCACAAGCCCACGAGUGAGGAAUCUUCUGUAAAAGAUUUUGAGCCAAGACCCAAUCUCUUUCUAUAUAAUCAUGACAAUUCCAAUAUGGAUCAUGGUCAUAAGCCCACGAGUGAGGAAUCUUCUGUAAAAGAUUUUGAGCCAAGACCCAAUUUCUUUCUAUAUAAUUAAUCAUGACAAUUCCAAUGAGGAUGGUCACAAAGCCACAAGUGAGAAAUCUUCUGCAAAGAUUUUGAGCCAAAACCUGAUAUCCUUAUAGAUGCUGAUGACCAUGACGAUGCGAUUGGAGAUAAGUCAGGAAAGUGAAAAAGUUAAUUAUCAAGUUCAUGUUGUAUGUUGUCUCGUGUUUAUGUUAUUGCGUGUGGUCUCAUGUCGCCUAUCAGUAAUUUUAAUGUAUGAAGGUGGAUAAGCCUCUAUAUGCUCUUCGAAUAAAUGUAUCCAUUGUAUGUGAUCAAAUAUGUAUUUAAAUGAAAAUCAAUCAGAUAUGUUUAAUGUUUGUUUCUAUA
Salvia miltiorrhiza (redroot sage) is the source of this 1404-nucleotide messenger RNA. RefSeq lists its product as uncharacterized. NCBI's taxonomy places the organism in Eukaryota, Viridiplantae, Streptophyta, Magnoliopsida, Lamiales, Lamiaceae. The transcript has 2 exons. Bases 191 to 1069 code for a protein of 292 amino acids. The record is from RefSeq and is a predicted model, not a curated record.